GCGUGAAACGCUCCCGUUCUGCGCUAUUUACAGGCAUAAAGAAAAAGCACACACAGUCGUAUCCUCAAAUUUGUUGUGGUUGACUGAUUCAUCGGGUGAGCCUACCCAGCCUGUCAAUUUCAAGAUUUUAAAGAAUUUGUUGUAAAAUAAUGAUACAUGCAGACUAGUCAAUGACAAGGGAGAAGUUAUAGACCGUGUGAGUGUAAUGAAAAUCAGCAAUACAAAAACCGAAAUUCAGAAUUAUUUGAACUCGACGAAAAGGCUAGUUGUACCACCAUGCAGAAGUUUUGGAGAGAUUAAAGGGUCAGUUGAUCUCACAUCAAAAUCCAAGAAAUCCCUCAAAUCCAAGUCACCAGCCCAUCAAAUCAAAAAGAAGACCGCCUCCAAGGGUAAGAGCGAUGCUGUUCAGGAAGUGAAAAGGAGAGCCGAUGAUAUUAUUGCUAAACGAUUUGAAGAAAAUGAUGGCUCAGGGACUCAGACUCGGGCUGGCAAAUUCGUACUGACGCGAAGAGAACCUGAGGAAUCACUCGUCCCUGAAAGCUCUUCAGACAAAGCCGCGAAUAGAUCCCACCGACUAAAUGUUACGACCCCUUCUCGAACGUUCAAACGUUCUAAACGUAAAAAGUCAGCUGGCAAUGACAAUGAACCCGAGGAAUCAUCCGGCCAAGAAAGCUCUCCAGACGAGAUCGAAGAUGAACCCCUCAGACCAAGUGUUACGGUCCCCCCUCGAAGGAUUAAACGUUCGAAACGGAAAAAAUCAACUGGAAAUGACAAAAAAUGUAGAAAAUUAUCGUGCUCUGACGACACAGGGGAGAAGGAAGACACUGCAGGAGAUUCAAAAAGUGAGGAAGAUGCUACUUUGGAGGAAGCUGGAGCAAAAAUUCGAGGUGGAAACGACAACGAAGAACAAGAAGAAGAAAGUGAAGAUGGAACAAAAGAAGAAGAGAAUAAAGUAGAUGAAAGUGAAAAUGAACACUCGAAUGACGCGAGCUUAGUCGGUGUCGCAAAAUCAUCUUUUGCUCCCCCUGUCAAGACGGUUGGACGUGGCAAUCGUUCAAAACUCUAUACCAGACUGAACACAGAUCCACCUUCCAAAAAGAUCGACGAUGAUGAGACAGAAGAGGAGACUGAGAAAAGUCCGGGAAUGAAAGAUACGCCAGAACGAGUUGACGAAAAAAAGGGAGAAGAAACAGACGGAGAAGAAGAAUCAGAUGGCUCGACUGUUUCCAGUGAGGCGAAGAAAAAAGCAAAUAUGUCAGAGGGAAAGGAUGACUCAAGAAAGGACUGUUACAAUUUCUCUGAUAGUGACCUCUCACCGAGUGAAUCAGACGGACGAGAGGAAAUAAGAAGAAGAUGCAGAGCGGGAAGAGGAGUGAGAACACCAUUAGUUGUCCAAGAUUCAACUGACGAUGAAGUAGAAGAUCCUAAAAAACAGAGUAAAGGCGAUCGAGAUUCCUCCACUUUGAUCGGAGAUACUGGUGAACAAUCACGCGAUGAUUCAGGAAAUUCAGAUGAAGAAAGUUUUAACCCCCGGCAGACGGUGUACGCUGUUAUUGAGGAAGUACCAACCCCUCGCAAUACUUCUAAAUCCCCGAAAGUAGUUGAUUCCACUUCAAAAAAAGUGAACUCAGCAGAAGCUGCCAUGAACAAAUCUAAGCAGAAAAAUGAUGGGAAGAAGGUGGAUGGGGAGAAAACUAAUAUGAGAAAAGACAAAUUCGCUGAAGAAAGUAUCGAACGUCUUCCAAGCGAGGAACCCUUACGGGAAUCGAAUAAUAAUGAGAUCCUAAUUGCUGCAUACAUGGAAGAGCUUCAACUCUUAAGAAGAGAGAAAGAAGAAUGGCUUCACGAGAAAAAAAAUUUACUUCAAAAAUUAACACAAUAUCAAGAAGACCGUGAGCGAGGCGAGCUACGUAUGGAGCUGUCUGUGGACAUAGUUAAGUCAGCAGUCAAAGAAGCUGUUAAAGAUGGCUUGCCAAAAGAUACACAAAAAAUCAUCACCGAUGCCAAUGGAAAUGUACCUAUGCCCCAUAAUUUCUUCCUCCCAUUAACCGAAUACGUCAAAAUGAUGUCUCAAGAAACAGUACAAAAAAGAGUGAACUUACUUGUGGCGCAUUAUUGGGCGAAAGAGGAAAAAAUGAAUUGGUACAUGGAGAUAAAGCCUAAUACCUUGAAAAGGAAUCCUCAGGCUGAACUCAUCCCAUAGGGACAAUUAUCACUGCAAGAUAUUGUCUCAGCUACGCAAGAAAUUAAGCCUCUGCCUGGCACCAUCAUCGUGAAGAAAAAACGAGGACAGAAGGGUCAAAAGAAGAAUGAAAAAACGGAAACGAGAGAGGUUGCGUGGCCGGUUGCCUUCAAGGAGUAUGUUAGACUGAAGCUGAAUUCAGACAGAUACCUGGAUCAUAAACUACUCCAAGAAGAUUAAUCGGUCAC
Diachasma alloeum is the source of this 2430-nucleotide messenger RNA. RefSeq names its product cylicin-2. Bases 206 to 2203 code for a protein of 665 amino acids. Lineage: Eukaryota; Metazoa; Arthropoda; Insecta; Hymenoptera; Braconidae. The record is from RefSeq and is a predicted model, not a curated record. The transcript is spliced from 13 exons.